AUGGCAUAUUAUUCUAACCCGAACUACGUCUCGGCGAGCGGGCACAGACAGUCGAUGAGCAGCCAACACUCACAUUAUCGAGCGAGUCCUGCGCCGCCGAUUUAUGGUCAGCAGUCGAAUGGAUAUGGAUAUCAGGCUGGGCCACCAGCUGGCGCUGACCCUCAGCUCUGGCAGUGGUUCACUGCUGUCGAUGCUGACCGGUCUGGGGCAAUCAGUGUGAAUGAGCUGCAAUCUGCUUUGGUGAACGAGUUCGAUUUGGACACAGUAAAGAUGCUCAUGAACAUAUUCGACACCGACCGUAGUGGGACAAUUGGCUUCAACGAAUUCGCGGGUCUUUGGAAGUACAUCAGCGACUGGCAAGGCGUCUUCAAGCACUUUGACCGCGACCGUUCAGGCUCUAUCGAUGGCUAUGAGCUUGCCGAGGCAUUACGCAGCUUCGGAUAUAACCUAUCGCCCAGCAUCUUGACGCUUAUCGAGCAGAAAUAUGCUGUCGGUCCUUCGUCCGGGUACGGACCUCCUCCUGGUAUAACAUUUGACCGUUUCGUGAGAGCGUGUGUGGCGGUAAAGACUCUGACGGAGGCGUUUCAACGAAUGGACACGGACCGCAACGGCUGGAUAACAGUGAAUUACGAAGACUUCAUGAAGGUAUGA
Stereum hirsutum FP-91666 SS1 is the source of this 651-nucleotide messenger RNA. Its product is annotated as EF-hand. The record is from RefSeq and is a predicted model, not a curated record. Gene Ontology annotation, molecular function: calcium ion binding. Bases 1 to 651 code for a protein of 216 amino acids. The transcript is spliced from 6 exons. Lineage: Eukaryota; Fungi; Basidiomycota; Agaricomycetes; Russulales; Stereaceae.